GAGGUGAUAGUAAGAGUGGCGGUGAUUGGUUGACCCUGCGCCUGGGCGGGAGCUGCUGGAAGCGGAGGCUGCGAGUGGGGGCCUAGAGGAGUGGAGGGGUAACAAGAUGGCGGCAGAGACGGUGGAGCUGCAUAAACUGAAGCUUGCUGAAUUAAAGCAGGAAUGUCUUGCUCGUGGUUUGGAGACCAAGGGAAUAAAACAAGAUCUCAUCAACAGGCUCCAGGCCUAUCUUGAAGAGCAUGCUGAAGAGGAGGCAAAUGAAGAAGACGUACUAGGAGAUGAAACAGAGGAAGAAGAACCAAAGCCCAUAGAACUGCCUGUUAAAGAGGAAGAACCCCCUGAAAAAACUGUUGAUGUGGCAGCGGAAAAGAAAGUAGUAAAAAUUACAUCUGAAAUACCACAGACUGAGAGAAUGCAGAAGAGAGCUGAAAGAUUCAAUGUACCUGUGAGCUUGGAGAGUAAGAAAGCUGCCCGGGCAGCUAGAUUUGGAAUUUCUUCAGUUCCCUCAAAAGGCCUGUCAUCUGACACCAAGCCUAUGGUUAACCUGGACAAGCUAAAGGAAAGAGCUCAAAGAUUUGGUUUGAAUGUUUCUUCAAUCUCCAGAAAGGUAAAGUACUGCUUUUGCAAUGUUAGAACAGCUUAGGGACUACCAGGUUAAGAAUGUAACACUUUGGCCGAAACCAGCCUUUGGCUCUCAUCUCCUCUCACUGACUACUGAUUGUAUUACAGAAAUUGUUUCACAAAGCUAAUUGGUUCCCCCCCACCCAGAUUGUUUUCAUAACUUCUACUUAGGCUGUUUGAGCAUGCUCUGUAUUUCUCUUGGUUGUCGAAAAAAAAAUUUUUUUAAAUUAUUUUUUCCCAUUUGAGCAUAGAAAUAUUGAGCUCUUUGGAAAUUCAUAGGAAAAAAUUGACCUGACUAGUUACUGGUUAUAUUUUUGCUCAGGAAAAAAACUGAACACUAAGAAGUAAACACUUGUACCUGCAGUGGGAGGAGUGGGGGAGAACGACUCAUAAUCUUGCUUACAGCUAUGUUUCAUCUUCCCUUCCUUUUGUGUUUACCAGAAAUACAACAUCAGCUCUGUGUGCUCAGUUUGAUGCUGAAACCAUAGGUGUUCAAUAGGAGUAUUUGCUGGUUUGUGUGAAAUUUUUACAAUUUAGGAGUCGAGAGAAAGGCAGAGUAUGUGAUUCUUAAACCACGUGCAGCUUAAUUGGGAAGAAUUACUAUAAACCCAAAGUCAUUUGUGUUUUGCUAGAUGGCCAAGGGAAAGGAUGCUUUGGAUGUGUGGCCCUGGAUUUCAUCUAUCUCCUUUUGUAUAUGAGGGUUAGGUGUCUGAGAAUCUCAGCAAUAACUUCACUCUUCUAAGGAAUUAUGUAUGUUCGUAUGUUCCAUCAAAAUGAAUUAAAUUGAACAUUGUACCUCCUA
Myotis daubentonii (Daubenton's bat) is the source of this 1423-nucleotide messenger RNA. RefSeq names its product SAP domain containing ribonucleoprotein (gene SARNP). NCBI's taxonomy places the organism in Eukaryota, Metazoa, Chordata, Mammalia, Chiroptera, Vespertilionidae. The record is from RefSeq and is a predicted model, not a curated record. Bases 107 to 643 code for a protein of 178 amino acids. The transcript is spliced from 10 exons. Gene Ontology annotation, cellular component: nucleus. Gene Ontology annotation, biological process: poly(A)+ mRNA export from nucleus.